AUGGCCAACGAGUCGGAGCAGCUGCUGAUCGAAUGCCCGGUGGCACGCGGUCCACGCCUCUGUCUCGCUACUCUCUACACGUUCAUGGGCGUGGCGGGAGCCGUGCUCAAUCUAACGGUCGUCUACCUGGUCGUGACCUUCAAAAAGCUCCGCACGGCAAGCAACGCCUUCAUCGUGAACGGCUGCGUGGCCAACUUGUUGGUGUGUGCGUUCUGGAUGCCUCACGAGGCAGUGAUCCUGUAUACUGGGAGCUCGCUCAGCCCGCGGUAUCAGACGUUCAAAGAGGCGCUGCUGUUCCUGGGCAUCACCGUGUCUCUGCUCUCGCACUCGCUCAUUGCCGUCAACAGGUACGUGCUCAUCACCAAAGUGCCGGCCACAUACCAGUCGCUCUACCAGAGACGGAAUACGGAGUGGAUGAUAAGCGGUUCGUGGCUCAUGUCCGUGGGCUGUCUCGUGCCCUGGCUCACAACAUCGGCUUCUCCUACGGAAGGAUGCGCGAGCACUCAUUCUGCCUCAGCAUCCUCCACCGCCGCCGGGACAUCUGUCCUGGCCAACUCUUUCGCGUGUGCCACGCUGGCCUGCACAGUAACGGCGCAAACGGUGAUCGUGCUCUACUGCUAUUUCAAAAUAUUCAGAAGGGUUCAAAUCAGCGUGAAACGGGUCAGCAUCUUAAAUUUCCAAAUCGUGAACAAUCUCCCAUACUCUUUCCCGCGUAAGGACAAGCGCCUGGGGAUGUACGUGCUUGCAGUGUGCUUCGUAUUCGUCGUCACCACUGAACCCAUGCUAUGGGCACUCGUGGCGCGGCUCUUCCGCGCGCAAGUGCCCGCCGCGCUCUGGACCUCGCUCUGGCUCGUGUUUUGCACGCUCUUCGUCACCAACCCGUUUCUGUACACUUGGAAGAACGAGGAGUUCCGGAAGUCUCUGCGCUCGGUGAUAAGGGGGGACUUUUGGAGGGGCUCGGUGGUGGGAGUCGAGCCGAUCAAUAUCAGCACCAUCUCUCAUAUUCUACCUCGGCAAAACAGCCGACGGGCCUUCCUGGGGGAUAUGAACUGAACAACAACAAUGAAUACAACAGACAAUGUUUUGGGUCUGUUUGGCACUUUUGAUGGCAGUAUUGACUCUUGGUGACAAAUGCUCACAGGCUUACUUUGUGCACUGAAAACUGACUUUCUAACAGUAUUUUGUAUGAGCUGAUUUUAUGGUGGUCUUUGUAUGCUAUAAAUAUGAAGCUUUGAGUAGGCUACAUGGCACAGUGUAAUUUUAUGUGGCAGUUUGCUAGUUGCGUUUAUUAUGUAUUUUAUAAAGACAUGUUUUCAAAUAAAUAAAUACAUU
Molecule: messenger RNA, 1332 nt
Organism: Sardina pilchardus (European sardine)
Lineage: Eukaryota; Metazoa; Chordata; Actinopteri; Clupeiformes; Clupeidae
Gene: gpr88
Product: G protein-coupled receptor 88
Exons: 1
Coding region: 1-1053 (350 amino acids)
Biological process (GO): phototransduction; cellular response to light stimulus; G protein-coupled receptor signaling pathway
Cellular component (GO): plasma membrane
Molecular function (GO): G protein-coupled photoreceptor activity
Source: RefSeq, a predicted model, not a curated record